AUGUUCCGAGAGCAGCCAGACGUGGGAGCGGCCCAGCUGGAAAGGAACGGAGGCCUCCCUCUCCCCAGGAGCCAGCACUACCGUGGCCAGCCCGGAAGGUGCAGUCACUGCUACAGAAGAGCUUUGGACACCCCGCUCCUGCUCCUGACUCACCGCUGUUCACUCUCACCGAGGAUCAAGUCAGUCAGGAAGCCAUGCCACAGCCAUGGCUUUUCAAGACACGGGGAGGCACCCAUGGAACCAGAGGUGGUGAUUCACCGAAUUACUAUUACUCUCGCCAGCCGCAACAUAAAAUCUUGGGAAAAGGUAUGUGCUGACUUGAUCACAGGCACAACGGAUAAGAAUCUCAAAGUGAAAGGACUGGUUCAGAUGCCUACCAAGACUCUGAGAAUCACUACAAGAAAAACUCCUUAUGGUGAAGGUUCUAAGACUUGGGAUCAUUUUCAGAUGAGGAUCCACAAGCGACUCACUGAUUUGCACAGUCCUUCUGAGAUUGUUAAGCAGAUUACUUCCAUCAGUAUUGAGCCAGAAGUUCAGGUUGAUGUCACCACUGCAGAUGCUUAA
Messenger RNA from Ailuropoda melanoleuca (giant panda), 564 nucleotides. Its product is annotated as 40S ribosomal protein S20-like. NCBI's taxonomy places the organism in Eukaryota, Metazoa, Chordata, Mammalia, Carnivora, Ursidae. The transcript is spliced from 2 exons. Bases 1 to 564 code for a protein of 187 amino acids. Gene Ontology annotation, cellular component: small ribosomal subunit; ribosome. The record is from RefSeq and is a predicted model, not a curated record. Gene Ontology annotation, biological process: translation. Gene Ontology annotation, molecular function: structural constituent of ribosome.